Rana temporaria (common frog) is the source of this 965-nucleotide messenger RNA. RefSeq names its product COMM domain containing 7 (gene COMMD7). Gene Ontology annotation, biological process: tumor necrosis factor-mediated signaling pathway; negative regulation of DNA-templated transcription. Gene Ontology annotation, molecular function: NF-kappaB binding. Bases 63 to 662 code for a protein of 199 amino acids. NCBI's taxonomy places the organism in Eukaryota, Metazoa, Chordata, Amphibia, Anura, Ranidae. The record is from RefSeq and is a predicted model, not a curated record. The transcript has 9 exons.
UAGGGAAGAGCGCGCUCUAGUGGAAGGAGUCAUGUGACGGGUCAGCUGAUCAGGCGGCUGUCAUGGCUCUUCGCUGCUCUCCCGUUCCGCUGCCGGAUUCGGUGUCCGCGGAUAUGCAGAACAUGAAGCAGCUGUCCGGGGAGCAAGUGUGCCGACUCUGCAAAGUCAUCUUCUCCUUUAUGAAGGAGCAGAAGGAGGUUGAUCAGUUCACGUCGCAGUUGGAAGACUUUGCCAGAGACAACGGGAUCAUUCUGGGGCCCCUGAGGAACAUAGUGAGGAGCGUUCUUCUUGUACUAAACGCUGCCCUGAAAAGAAACCUAAAAUGGGAAGAGCUGAGAGCGGAUCUCAUCACCCUAGGGCUGGAUGAGGAGAAAGCUGCCUAUUUUGCAGAGGAGUGGCGUCACGACGCAGCAGCGCUGUCGCGGCUGGCAGUUGGUCGAACACUCAGUAUUAACCAAUUGGUGGACAUGGAGUGGAAGUUUGGAGUUACAGCAGCCAGUAGUGAACUGGAAAAAUCUGGGAGUAUUUUCCUGCAGUUGAAGAUGGUCAUUAGAAAAGGCAGCCAGUUGGAACCUGUGUAUGUUGAGCUGACCCUGCCGCAGUUCUACAGCUUUCUGCAUGAGAUGGAGCGAGCCAAGAGCAGUCUGGACUGUUUCACGUGACGGGGGCGCCGCAGAAGCCAUCUUCUAUAAAGACUCCACCAGCGGCAGAGAAAUCGGUGCAGAUCACACUGUGCGGGACUGUCUUAUGGAACGCAGGAGACGGAGAGCCGCAGCGACCAAUCCGAUUCUAGCGUUCCUUCAUUUCUUCGAGUCAUUCAAUCAUUUCAUUUCUACAGUGAAGCCUGGACUUUGGUUGCUCCGCAUAGAACCUCUGCUGUUUUCUUUGCUUCAUUUAUUCUUGUGUAGGUUCUUCUGAUCCAAUUUCUCUGAAAAGUUACACCAGAAAUAAAACUUUAUACUUAA